Molecule: messenger RNA, 1872 nt
Organism: Lentinula edodes (shiitake mushroom)
Lineage: Eukaryota; Fungi; Basidiomycota; Agaricomycetes; Agaricales; Omphalotaceae
Product: glycoside hydrolase superfamily
Exons: 6
Coding region: 202-1872 (556 amino acids)
Biological process (GO): carbohydrate metabolic process; peptidoglycan turnover
Molecular function (GO): hydrolase activity, hydrolyzing O-glycosyl compounds
Source: RefSeq, a predicted model, not a curated record
CAGCUGUACUACAUUUGGAACCUUGAUGAUCUUCCCUUGUCCAAUACUAGAAUGGGUUGCUCAGUACCCGUGCUCAAGCGCUCACUGCCCGCUUUCUUCCUGUGAUUGGCAUUGUCUGAACCCUUUCUUAUUUUCAAACGAAGCUACCUGUCGAUUUUGACUUACUACCGCAAUCCAAUCCUCAGUUCAUCUCAUCUUAGCAUGACCCUCAAACUAACGGAUGACAUCAAGAAAGAAAUCGGCCAGCAUUUCAUCUUCGGAUUUCAUGGGCCCACACCCUUCUCUGGUAAAGGAAAGGACAUCCUGACCCUCACAGGUCCAGGAUACUGGGCAGGAAACGUUAUUUACAUGAAAAGAAAUGUAGUGGAGACGGUGUCAGAACCUCCCGUUGAUUCAAAACACGGACGAGCUGAAGAGAUUGCAUCGCAUAUUGCAGGUCUACAGCAGCAUGCUCGUGCUUCUGGUCAAAGUAUCGGACUAGGAAUCGGUACAGACCAAGAGGGAGGUUUAGUCUCUGCUUUCAGCACGAACGGUGUCGCGACACUUUUCCCUGGUGCAAUGGCCAUGGCCUCAAUUCCAGAUAUCGAUGACCUGACUUCAGGUGAUAUUGUACGAAAGAGCUCCUUGGAAUUCACGGAGGCCAUCUACGCUGCUCAAGGUGCUGAACUGAACAUGCUCGGCGUCAACUGGGCAUUUGCACCUGUCGGUGACGUGAAUAGUGAACGAGAGAACCCUGUCAUCGGCGUACGCAGUUUUGGUGAUGACCCUGAACGCGUAGCGCAACACGUUCUUUCUUCAUGCAAGGGCCUGACAAGUGCAGGAGUCGCACCCAGCGUCAAGCACUUCCCUGGCCACGGAGAUACUCGCGUUGAUUCUCACCUUGGACUACCCCGGAUAUACAAAGAGUGGGCUCACAAUUCUGACGGGUCAGGAUUAGAGGAUAUCGAGCUAGUUCCCUUCAGGCGGUUGACGGAAAAGAGGAAAGCCGGCACCAACACUGCACUAGGCUUCGACGAUAACGCACGCGACAUGAUCACUGUUAUGACAGGACAUAUGUCUCUGCCACUUGUCACAGGAAAGGCUGACGAACCAGCUUCUUUGAGCGCUGUUGUUACGAAUGGGAUCCUGCGCGAGAGAACUAGUGGGCUAGGCUUUGACGGUGUUGUGGUGACUGAUUGUCUCGAGAUGGAUGCCAUAUCCAGAACCAAGGAGGAUUUAAGAAAGGAAAAGAGAGGCGAAAUCGGCGCUGUGCUGGCUCUGGAGGCUGGAGCAGACGUAGUAAUGAUCUGCCAUACAUUUGAAAAGCAGAGAGCAGCUGUCGAGCGCGUCUGGGCGGCUGUUGAGAGUGGUAGAAUUUCUUUGGACGUUUUGAGAGAAAGUACAAAAAGGAUCGCGAAAUGGAAAAAGGCCUUGGGUCUGGAAUGGGACCUGUACGCCGAGCGGGUAGGCUGGAAUCUGAAUGCCUGGGAUCAACUUAAGGGCAAGAAUGCUGCUUUGAGUUUGGCUGCGUACAAACGAACAGCUGUCUGCUUAUUGCUGUUUUCACAAAAGUUGGCGCCUCGGUCACACGCUUUACUUUUUGGCUUCAAAAUGAUAUCGAACGAAAACAUUGAUAUCUCACUCGUUCCUCGACCGAUUACUGUAAAAUUUAGUGCGUUGACAAGCUGUAGUAUGCGCUCAGAGCGCCCCAUGGUUAUUUCUUCCAAAAUAUAUAAUUUUACAAAUCUCAGCUAUCAAAUGGUGCCAAAUGAAAACAAAGAUAUCUUGCUCAAUUUUCCACCAAUGACUGUAAUUUUUAGUGCCUUGACAAGCUGUAAGGCAUCCUUAGAACGCCCCAUAGUUGUAGUAUGUGGUAGAGCGAAAUCAAUUUGA